UUUUUCCCCAUUAGUGCAGGUGCUCUUUCCCACAGGAUUUUUGGGGCAGAGCCAUUCCAGCCCUGAUGCUGAGUUCUUUACCCAAAUGGUGCUUGUGGGUUGCAGCUCUUUGUAGGCUUUGCUCCGUCACAAGGUGUGCUGAGUCGUGACAGGAACAGGCUUUUUAAAGCUGUUUGCUUUGAGCUCUCUUGGCACAUUCAGGCGAGGCUUUUUCUCUGCUUUUUUUUUUAAAAAAAAAAAAAGUAUUUAAAGUGCUGGGACAAUUUUUGCCGCUGUGCUUUAAUAGGAUUUGCAGCUGUGAAUGUGCUUUAAAAGGAUUUACAGCUGGGUUGAAGUGUCCCCUCGCUUAAAAUAACGUCACAGCUUCGUGAUUCAGGAGAAUGUGCCUCCCACUAGUUGCUUUGGGAGUGCUGGGGAGCACAAGGGGAAUAGGAACAACUCUGAAACUUUUAUUUGUGGCUAAAUAAGAAGCAUAACCCCGUGGCUGGGGACUGGAGCUGUCAGUGAGUGUGUUUGGAGCUUGGGUUUUGCCCUGCUGGUGACUCGCUUCCUGCUCUCCCGUGCAGUUUCAGCCUGGCAGGGCUUUUCCUCCAUCAGUAAAAGGGCAAUAGAGACCCCUCUGGGUGAUUUUUAGACUGCCAAGCGAUCGAUUUGGGGACCUUUAUGUGUUACAGAGUGCCAGGGCAGACGGAAGUGCAGGAUGUGGUGUCACUGGGACCCGGUGAGAGCUGUGGGUUGCGUGUUUCUCAAACUGAAAAGCAGUUGGUGGCCGGGGGAACCAACGGAAGAAAUGUCUUAUCUCAAAAACCUGCACGGCAGAUCCCACCCCCCUCCCCUGGCACGGGGCCAGGGGCUCGGAGCUGGGCCACCACCUCAUCCAGGACGUACAGGAAUUAAAGUGGGGGGGCUCCACAAGGAGUUUUAAAUCCUGCAGGUGGGAUUUGCAGGGAGGAGGUGGAUGAGAGCCACCUCAGCACGUGCAGUGUGCUUUGCCAGGCAGGUGCCCGCGCUCUGGAGUCAGGAGGCUUUGCCAAAAUACUGGAAAACUGCAGGUGGUGAGGGUGGAGGGGUGCAAAAUUUGUGUCCUGGAGGUGCUGUCUGUGCUGGGGGAAAGCUGUGUACCUGUGUACCUUCCUCUGACAGAGAUGGUGCCAUGGAGUAAAUGCUGAGCUCAUCCACUCUUGGCUCUCCGGGGGCAAACAGCAACUGCUUACACGGGUUUUGCGCUCAGAGUCCACAUGAAUCCUGUCUCCAUUCCAAGAAAAAGAGGUUUAAAUCUCAUUCACUGCACUGGAACUGGAUGUGUGUGAGGAGGCUUGGCGGAGUCCUGGCUCCAGCUGCCGGUGUUCCUGCUGAGGCAGCUAUGGAGCCUGUCUGCUCCAGGGAUUUACUCCAGUCCGGCUUCCCAAACCGGAGGGAGAAUUCCCCUGACAUCAGUGACCUACUGAGGCAACUUCCAAGCAUGGAAUGGAGCUGGUGAGGAGGGAAGACCCCCAGCUCCGGGAGGUCGUGUGGUUCGCCGGGCGCUGCCGAGCCCUGACACUGCUACUGCAGGCUGUCUUUAACCUGCUGAUCCCGGAUCACGCCGCAGACGCCUUCUCUCCCCCUCGGCUGUCGGAGCCCAGCCCGUGGGAUGUGCUGGUGGAGUGGCUGCUGGGCGGGCUGUCCCACUGGGACGCAGAGCACUUCUUGUUCAUCGCGGAGCACGGAUACCUGUACGAGCACAACUGCGCCUUCCUCCCGCUGUACCCCCUGAGCCUGUGGGCCGUGGCCAUGGGGGUCCUGUGGCCCCUGCAGCGCCUGCUGCGGCUGCGGAGCCGCCUCCUGCUCUCGGCUGUGCUGCUGAAUUCCCUGUUUUCCGCCCUGGCAGCCGCUGCCCUGUACGAGCUGGGCCGCCUCGUGCUGCGGCGGCGCCGCGUGGCUUUCCUCGCUGCCCUUCUCUUCUCCCUCAGCCCUGCCAACGUGUUCAUGGCAGCUGCUUACUCGGAGAGCAUGUUUGCCUUCCUGGCAUUCGCUGCCAUGUGGCAGCUGGAGAAGGGGCAGAGCUGGCUCAGUGGGCUGCUCUUCUCCCUGGCUUCUGGGGCGCGCGCCAACGGGCUGAUUAACGCUGGCUUCUUCCUCUACUCCCAGGGUAAGCGCUUUGCCCUCCAGCUGCAGGUGGGACCAGGAUCCCUAAGGAAGCUCCCUCUGCUGUGGAAGCAGCUCCUUAGCCUGGCAUCUUCAGCGGUCCUGAUGAGUGCUGGCAUUUUUCUGCCUUUUGCUGUGUUUCAGUACUUUGCCUACGUGAGGUUCUGUGCUCCUGGCGCCGGCCUGGAUCGGACCAUUCCCGAGCCACUGCUGCAGCUGGCUCGGGACAAGGGCUAUCGUCCAGCAGCCAUGGAUGGGGAUAAACCCCCUUGGUGCUCCCAGAGGGUCCCUGUGGUCUAUUCCUACAUCCAAGACACUUACUGGAAUGUGGGCUUUCUAAGGUACUUUGAGCUCAGACAGAUCCCAAAUUUCUUGCUGGCUUUGCCUGUGACCCUUCUGGUCUCGUGGGCUGCCUGGACCUACGUCAGCACAAACCCCUGGCACUGCCUGACUCUUGGUCUGGAGAGAAGUAAGAGCGAAGAGGAGGAAAAGCCAAGAGAUGGAUUUUGCUGCCCUGCUGCCUUCGUGUACGUGGUCCAUGCCACGGCCCUGCUGACCUUUGGAUUCUCCUGCAUGCACGUGCAGGUGCUGACCCGGUUCCUUGGCUCCUCCUCUCCCAUCCUGUACUGGUUCUCAGCUCACCUGCUUCAGGAACACGAACCUUUACUCUGGAGUGCAGGGACUGAUAAUCCACCCCCUGGGAGGUCUGUCCUAGGCAAAUCUCCCAGUUCCUGUGGGAAAGGGACUCCUGACAACCCCGUUGUGAGGCUGCUGCUGAACUGGCGAUUAAUUACCCCCCUCAGCAAGGGCAUCCUGGGAUUCUUCCUGUGCUACUGGCUGCUGGGACUGCUCCUGCACUGCAACUUCCUCCCGUGGACGUAGCAGGAUGUGCUGGCCCAGACUGGGAGCGGUCAGAAUCGAAACUCACUUUUUCUGGAAGCCUGAGGUAGCUGUGAUGCUGCUGCUGUUGCAGUUACAAAGGUGUUACUCCUCCGUUACUACGUGUGUACGGAGCUGCUGUGUCCCUUUCCGGGGUGUGAUGGUGCAGUGUCCUGCUCUGCUGUCAUUACCGACGGCCAGAAUUCCCAUUCCCUGGGACGGGAAUGCACCUCGCUUCCUGCAUCUCCUGCAGGAGAUUUAUGGCAGGGAAUGAUUUAUGGCAGGACCCGCGUGAUGGAUUUGGGAACCCUCUGGGGCGUUGUUGGUGGGCACAGCUGGAGGACAGGGAGGAUCCAGCUGCUGUGAGCAGCUCAGACUGCGCUGGUUCCUUCUCCACGCUCCGAGCCGGG
Myiozetetes cayanensis is the source of this 3416-nucleotide messenger RNA. RefSeq names its product phosphatidylinositol glycan anchor biosynthesis class V (gene PIGV). Gene Ontology annotation, biological process: GPI anchor biosynthetic process. Gene Ontology annotation, cellular component: mannosyltransferase complex; endoplasmic reticulum membrane. Bases 1468 to 3009 code for a protein of 513 amino acids. Gene Ontology annotation, molecular function: GPI mannosyltransferase activity; alpha-1,6-mannosyltransferase activity. NCBI's taxonomy places the organism in Eukaryota, Metazoa, Chordata, Aves, Passeriformes, Tyrannidae. The transcript has 4 exons. The record is from RefSeq and is a predicted model, not a curated record.